Drosophila biarmipes is the source of this 2183-nucleotide messenger RNA. RefSeq lists its product as uncharacterized. The transcript is spliced from 3 exons. Gene Ontology annotation, cellular component: axoneme; ciliary basal body. The coding region runs from base 149 to 2137 and encodes 662 amino acids. The record is from RefSeq and is a predicted model, not a curated record. Gene Ontology annotation, biological process: cilium assembly. Lineage: Eukaryota; Metazoa; Arthropoda; Insecta; Diptera; Drosophilidae.
GGUUAGAAUCACAAAACAGAUGUACACGAGAACACAACAACUCAAUACAGUAACACUGAAAGAAGUAAAAAAAAACGGAAAGGCAUAUAAAACAAUUAUAAAAAAUUCAAUUAAAGCGAAACCAUAAAUAAAUAUAUAAAAGAACAUAAUGGAAACUGAGGCAAACGAAGAACCCCAAACCGAAAUGGUGCAGGAAGAGGUCCCUCAAGACAGUGUCAGAGUUGUUUCCGAGGACCUCGUCAAAAUUCUAUCGGAAGAUAGUAGGCAGUCUAUAUCAGCCAUUCCCGGUCGAGCUUCGGCUUUUUCCAGGACAAGUGAGAUAGUGAUGAAGAAGAUGAAAAAGGAGGAAAAGAGGUUGCUGCUCAAGGAGGCCAUGGAGCGGCUAAAGGAGCGCAAGGAGGAGGAGAAGAAUAAGGAACGUCAGAUCGAAGAAGAAAGCAAGAAAAGAUCGCUAGAUAGUUUGGAGGAACAUGAUGAGCAGUUGCUUUGGACCAACCUGGGUGAAGAUGUUGGCAGCAACACGGAAAGUACUUCCCGACAGUCGGACUUGGUCUCGUUCGGAGGGGAUUUGAUCACAGCUGGUGCUGAGGAUGCAGACUCUCUGGAACCAAUCGAAUCUUCCUCGGAAUCCGAGUUAGAGCACCAAAAGACCCAGCGAUUCAAGAGCAUAAAUCCCUUGCAGACGGCCGUCCAAUCGCUGAUGCUGGUGCCCAGUAUCUCGGAUAUUUCGCUGUCGAGCGAGCCGGUUGUCCUGCGAAAAUCUAUCGGUUCUUCAAAGCUAGAUAAGCAUGACAACUUUAGGGAUUCCCUUGCCGAUGAUAAUGAGAGCCUAAGUUCCGAAGCAGCGGAGGAGGGAUCCAGUAAGACACACACCGACUCUCGGACUGUCAUGGGCGAUUCGGAGUCUCUGGGCGAAGAGUCGUCCCUCGAGAUUAUACAGGAAAUUCCAUUAACAGAGUCCACGGAAAGGGAAUCCCAGAAAUACCUGGAUUUCGAAAGCUUUUUUCCAGCCACCGAGGCAAAAAGCGACUCGCCCAUCAUGAACGUGGAUAAAGAACUUAGGGUUAUAGAGACGCAACAGGUUGUUCGCGGGUUCCUCAACCAGCUCAUAGCAAGUGUGGUCAUAGUAGAUCGGCCAGGCACCGAUGAGUAUAUCCGGAACCGACUGGACAAGGAUAAGCUCCUUGCCGCUCUGCAGAGUGCCGUGCACGAUCACAUCCUGAUCAACGACCUCCACAAAAUGCUCGAGGAUCGAAUGAUCGAGUACUACCGCCGCCUCAAGAACAAGCGGCCCUUCGACACACUGUCCCUGACGGACGAGGUGAACUACGGAAUUCGUCAUGAUAAUGCCCUCUCUUAUUUGUCCUAUGCCCAAGAGCGCCUCUCCAGGGUGAAGGAUAAAUAUGGAGUUCUAAUGGCCACUGCUUUCUUGGACCUCUCGCACGCCAUGCACAUCGCCGUCAGCACGGAGGGGCACCUGGAGCAGACGAUCCGACGGCUCCUGGUUCGGCCGGACGCCGAGACCGACUUCCUCAAACGGCUUGUGGCCCGCGAGCUGCGGCUGAUGGCGGAGCACCGGAACCAAAUCAGCGAUACCCGGCUCCUGCUCAUCUCACAUAAGCACACAUUGAGCCGCAUUACAGAACAAAUAAAAGAUAUAGAGACCGUGUGCGAUGGUGUUAGCAUGAGAGACUUCAUAACUGUGCAAACUAAGGUGUUUGCGCUUGAAAAAAAGAUUGAAGAGCGAAACCUCGAUCUAAAAAGGCAGCGCAACCAAUACCACACGGACCUGCAUUUGACCAAGCUUGCUCGAGAGAAAUCCUUUGCACUUAAGAACAAACUACAUAAGCUCGAGGACGAGCUGCUGAAGAAGAACGAGGUCAAACACCGACUGAAGAUUCAGCUCUGUGGCGCGAAGGUGGUGCACAAGAAGAUAAGGGGCCAGAUGAAUGAUUUGACCUACCAGGGAGGACUCCUGUCGUUGCCGGCUUUGAUGUACGACUACGAUCGAACGGUGGCUUACAUUCGGGAGAAGGAGGAACGCGUCUCCAAUCUGAGGGAAACCCUGAAAUCCAUUACAAAUCGACUUGAAUCUGUGAUGGACAGCGAACGAGAAACGAAGAGUAUAAUAUUCUGAAAGGUUAUCUACGCUUUUCAACCAAAUACAUUUGUCUACAAAAAUA